Messenger RNA from Molossus molossus (Pallas's mastiff bat), 3458 nucleotides. RefSeq names its product adhesion G protein-coupled receptor G1 (gene ADGRG1). Gene Ontology annotation, biological process: adenylate cyclase-activating G protein-coupled receptor signaling pathway; cell surface receptor signaling pathway. The record is from RefSeq and is a predicted model, not a curated record. Gene Ontology annotation, cellular component: membrane. The transcript has 14 exons. NCBI's taxonomy places the organism in Eukaryota, Metazoa, Chordata, Mammalia, Chiroptera, Molossidae. Gene Ontology annotation, molecular function: heparin binding; G protein-coupled receptor activity. The coding region runs from base 156 to 2219 and encodes 687 amino acids.
GUCUACCGCUCACGCAGCUCCCUCCGCGGCAGGAACUGCUGGCAGGUUAAGCCUUGGAGGUGGAUCUUGGAAGUUGGUUCAGCUGCCUGACCCAAUGAAGGACCCUCCACCUGGCUCCAGGCGGUGACUUCUCAGGGUGACUUCUAAGGAAGAAGAUGGCUUCCCGGGGACAGGUGCAGACAGUGCCGCUCCUGCUGGGUCUGCUCCUCCUGGUUCAAGGUGCCCGUGCGGGAGGCUUCCGGGAAGACUUCCGCUUCUGCGGCCAGCGGAACCAGACGCAGAAGAGCAGCCUCCGCUACACGCAGUCGACAGAGCUGCACAUCUCCAUCCAGAACUCCGAGGAGGCCCUCACAGUGCACGCCCCCUUCCCUGCACACUCCUCGGCUUCCCAGUCCUUCCCUGACCCCAGGGGCCUCUACCAUUUCUGCCUCUCCUGGAACCGCCACAUGGGGAAAUUGCACCUUCUCUAUGGCAAGAACGACUUCUUGCUGAGUAACCAAGCCUCUAAGCUCCUGUGCUUCUGGAAUCAGAAGAAGAGCCUGGCCCAGGGUCCCCUAAUGCUCGCCACCUCUGUCAGCUCCUGGUGGAGCCCCCGGAACACCAGCCUGCCCAGUGCUGCUGGCGUCACCUUCUCCUUCCACGAUCCUCCCCAGAAGGCCUCCCACAAUGCCUCGGCGGACAUGUGUGAGCUGAAACGGGACCUCCAGCUGCUCAGCCAGCUUCUGAAGCCCCCCCAGAACUCGAGGAGGCCCUCAGCCACCCCCACCUCCUCCAGCCGGGAGCUGCAGAGCCUGGAGUCGAAGCUGACCUCCCUGAGGUUCACAGGGGACACAGUGUCCUUCGAGGAAGAUCGGGUCAACGCCACAGUGUGGAAGCUGCAGCCCACAGCCGGCCUGCAGGGCCUGCACAUUCACUCCGGGCAGGAGGAGGAGCGGAGUGAGAUCCUGGAGUACUCAGUGAUGCUGCCCCGCGUGCUCUUCCAGAACAGAGGCCGGAGCGGGGAGGCUGCAAAGAGACUCCUCCUGGUGGACUUCAGCAGCCAAGCCCUGUUCCAGGAUAAGAAUUCUAGCCAAGUCUUGGGUGAGAAGGUCUUGGGUAUUGUUGUGCCUCACACCAAAGUAGCCAACCUCUCAGAGCCUCUGGUGAUCACCUUCCAGCACCAGCCACAGCCGAAGAACAUGACUCUACAAUGUGUAUUCUGGGUUGAAGACUCGGCAUUGAGUAGCCCAGGGAGCUGGAGCAGCGCGGGGUGCGAGACCAUCAGGAAGGAGACACAGACGUCCUGCUUCUGUGACCAUCUGACCUACUUUGCAGUUCUGAUGGUGGCCUCCGUGGAGGUAGACGCCGUGCACAAGCACUACCUGACCCUCCUCUCCUACGUGGGCUGUGUCGUCUCUGCCCUGGCCUGCGUGCUCACCAUCGCCGCCUACCUCUGCUCCAGGAGGAAGACUCGGGAUUAUACCAUCAAGGUGCACAUGAACCUGCUGCUGGCCGUCUUCCUGCUGGAUGUGAGCUUCCUGCUCAGCGAGCCGGUGGCCCUGACCGGCUCUGAGGCUGGCUGCCGGGCCAGCGCCAUCUUCCUGCACUUCUCCCUGCUCGCCUGCCUCUCCUGGAUGGGCCUUGAGGGCUACAACCUCUACCGACUUGUGGUCGAGGUCUUCGGCGCCUAUGUCCCUGGCUACCUGCUCAAGCUGAGCACAGUGGGCUGGGGCUUCCCCAUCUUCCUGGUGACACUGGUGGCACUGGUGGACAUUAACAACUAUGGCUCUAUCACCCUGUCUGUGCACAGGACUCCAGGGAGUGUCAUCUAUCCUUCCAUGUGCUGGAUCCGGGACUCCCUGGUCAGCCACAUCACCAACCUGGGCCUCUUUAGCCUGGUGUUUCUGUUCAACACGGCCAUGCUGGGCACAAUGGUGGUGCAGAUCCUGCGGCUGCGUCCACACACCCAGAAGUGGCCCCACGUGCUGACACUGCUGGGCCUCAGCCUGGUCCUCGGCCUGCCCUGGGCCUUGGUCUUCUUCUCCUUUGCUUCCGGCACCUUCCAGCUUGUUGUCCUCUACUUCUUCAGCAUCAUCACCUCCUUCCAAGGCUUCCUCAUCUUCCUCUGGUACUGGUCCAUGCGGCUGCAGGCCCAGGGCGGGCCCUCCCCUCUGAAGAGCAGCUCAGACAGCACCAGGCUCCCCAUUAACCCGGGCAGCACGUCGUCCAGCUGCAUCUAGAUCGUCAGCCCGCCAUCCCGUGUGAGGAAGUGGAGAUGCCGCCUCUCCUCACCAUUGCCUGCGGCCCCUGCAGCCGGACCUGGCUGUUGGCAUGUCAGCCGGAAACUUGAGUAGACCCGAGAACCUCAGAGUUGGAACUGUCGCCAUGGCGGCCUGACUCCCAGGCGGGCCUUCUGAACUGGCCUGCAGACCAUGGGGCUCUCAGGUUCAGCUCCCAAGGGCCCCAGGGGUGGGACCAUCCUUCUGGCCAUCCUAACCUGGGGCUGAAGGCCAGCCCUAACUCACCUGCACUGGGCUCAGCCCUCGUGGCUGGGGGCUGGGAGCCCGCAGGCCCCAGAGUCAGGCUGUGGGCCUUGGAGGCCUGGCAGCGUCUUUGACCCUGUGCCCCUACCCAGGACAGAAAUGCACCAUGGCUACUCUGUUUUUGGUGCUCACCAGGAGGCUACUUUGCAGCCCCUGCCAUUUUAUCGCAAGGGUGGCAUCCAGGGCAAAAGGGGUUGGACCAAGCUUCAGACCUCUGAAGGAGGACCCCCGCCCCAGCACACAGCAGCUGUCCCGCCUCUGCGCUCAGGGCUUCGUCCUCUACCAGCCUCCCCAGCCCACCCUCCGUCCCCUGUCCUCCACUCAGCUCAGAGUCCCCAGUCUAAUGGUGCCCGGUGCCUGCUGUAAACCUUUAUCUACUGCAUGGGCCUUUGCUGGCCCUGACUCAGGCUUAGUGUAUAUGUUCCCGACCAGGUCCAUUUGUCCAUCUGGGCCUCUCUUUAAGCUGCAUCGCCACUGCCAAGCCCAUAUCUCUCAGGGGACCUCAGCCUCCCCAAAGCCUUCUGGUGGCAAGAACUGUGGAGCAUAGCAGACUACAUUUGUUUCCACCCCAGCACUCUGAAGCCUGGGACAUAUCUCCCCUGUGACACUGGCUUAGAGCCUAUCAGUUCAUCCUGCUGGACACAGAUGGUCAAACCUGGCCGCUCCCCCUGUGAGCUCAGUCUAGUGUGUGAGGCGUGUAUGAGAUGAGCUCCUGGAGCUACAGACAUAGGGUCAGGGGAGCCAUUCUCCAGGCUGGGACUCCUGGAAGACUUCCUGCAGGAGGCAGCAUUUGAUCUGAAUCUCAGCCUUAACCAUGGGGAGGAUUUUCUUUUUGAUUACUAAUUCAUUUGUCUUUGAUGUUAAAAAGAAGUACACGUUCACUGUAGAGAGUUUGGAAACUGUAGAAGAGUGUAAAGAAGAAAAUAAAAAUCAGCU